This is a messenger RNA of Misgurnus anguillicaudatus (oriental weatherfish), 1425 nucleotides long. The record is from RefSeq and is a predicted model, not a curated record. NCBI's taxonomy places the organism in Eukaryota, Metazoa, Chordata, Actinopteri, Cypriniformes, Cobitidae.
AUGUUGCCCUUGACCGAAGAGGAAAUGGCCCUAAAAUGGGUGUUUCAACAAGACAACAACCCCAAAUACACAAGCAAGAGGGCAAAAUCUUGGUUCCAGACAAAAAGGAUUGAGGUUAUUAUGGAGUGUCCAGCUCAAUCCCCUGAUCUCUACCCCAUUGAAAACUUGUGGGGUGACAAUAAAAAUGCAGUUUUUGACAUGUUCAUCAUGAGAGAUCAGAUGGAUGUGAUGUGCUGUAAAUCAGAUGUAUCUGGUGUCUCUCUCUGUGGCUUUACUGAUCAAGCAUCUACAGAUCUUCUGGUUUCUGUCUGUAAUGAAGAUCAGAAGACAUCAGUGAAUCUGCUGGACUGUGGGAUAGAAGUGAAACAAGAAGACACAGAAGCAGACCUGAUGGAGCCAAAAGAAGAAAUCACAAAUGCAAGAGAACAAACUGAUCAAGAUCUGAAAGCGGUAAAGGAGGAAAUUUCACAACUCAAUGAAAUGGAGGAGAGACCUCAUCAUUUGAUACCCAAAGAAGAAUCUCUGAGCUGCUUGAUUACUGGGAGGAAUUUGUCACCUAAAAGGAACAACACGCAAAAGGCAACAGCCAAUGAUCCUCUUAUUUGCCCUCAGUGUGGAAAGACCUUCACAUAUAAAUAUAAACUUAAUAAGCACAUGAGAAUUCACACUGGAGAAAGACCUUACAGCUGUGAUCAGUGUGGAAGAAGUUUCAUGAUUAAAUGGAACCUUUAUGUUCACAUGAGAAUCCACACUGGAGAAAAGCCCUACAGAUGUGAUCAAUGUGAAAAAACCUUCACUCGCAAGUCUUGCCUUAAUAAGCACAUGACAAUUCACACUGGAGAAAAACCUUACAGCUGUGAUCAGUGUGGAAGAAGUUUCAUGAUUAAAUGGAACCUUUAUGUUCACAUGAGAAUCCACACUGGAGAUAAACCCUACAGAUGUGAUCAAUGUGGAAAGACCUUCAGGAAUAAAUGUCACCUUAAUGUUCACAUGAAAAUUCACACUGGAGAAAAACCUUUUAGAUGUGACCAAUGUGGAAGAACCUUCACUCGCAAACCUGACCUUAAUAAGCACAUGACGAUUCACACUGGAGAUACUGUACAGCUGUGAUCAGUGUGAAAAGACCUUUACUAGUAAAUGCAGCCUUAAUGUGAAGCCUUAAAAAUUCACACUGGAGAAAAGCCUUACAGAUGUGAUCAGUGUUGAAAGAGCUUCAUUGCUAAGUGCAAACUCAACAGGCACAUGAGAAUUCACACUAAAUAAAGGCAUUAAAAGCCCUACUAUGCCUAUUUUACAUUUGAUGAGUCACCUCCGUCGAAAAAUGAGUAAAUGAUAUUAUCCGAAUACUCUUGGCACGUAUUAUAUGUUAAUCAAAUACUUGUAGACCAUUCAGAAAUACAAGUUUGUUGGCACAAUCCAUUAAAA